ACCACUCAUUCAAAAUUUGAAGUCCCCGGAGUGUUAUCUCGGCUCGGUAUACACUAUACUAUUAUUUUGUUCCUGUUUUUGAAAGCCAUGUUGUUUAUUUGGUCUAGUGAUUGGCUGUACUCCUGAAUCCAAGAUGGCGGAAGAAGCUGAUAAACUUAAGAAGCAUUUGGACCUGUUAAGACAGGAGUAUGUUAAACUUCAACAGCGAUUGGCUGAAGUUGAAAAGAAAUACAACAUAGUCACUGCAGGUGCUGCUGGGCCUGACGAUGACAACUUCAUUUCAAGAUUACUACGCACUGUAGCAGAUCUCUUUGAUAAAGAUUUAUAUAGUGAUUUAACAAUUGCAGUAGAUGGAAAAGAGGUAAAGGCUCAUCGUUUUGUUCUUGGAGCACGGAGCAACAAUUGGGGUGUGGCAGACCUAGCUGAUGUGCAAUCUUUAGAUUUUACUGGCAUUCCUUAUGAUGUUGCAAUGACAUUAUUGAAGUGGGUGUAUACUGACCAGGUUGAGUUACAGUCUGACGAUAGCUUCAUACUCCAGCUGAUGAGUGCAGCAAGCACCUAUGAACUGGAUGUCCUAAGAGAUCGGUGUGAAAAAGCUCUGAUGUCAUCAGUAACUGUGCGUAAUUGUAUUCGUUUCUACCAGACAGCAGAACAAAUUGGUGCUUCAUCAUUGAAAACAUAUUGCUCUGAGCUUAUAUCUAAUCAUUGGAAUGAUUUCACAAGUGAUGAUUUUGUGAGCAUGACAGCACCUCUGUUGUACAAGAUGUUCAAAGCCAAGACCACGUUCCCGCUGCACACAGCUAUUAGACAUCGCAGAGAAGAUGUAGUCUUCCUCUAUCUCAUAGAGUUUGAUGCUUUGCUGCCUGACAAGCUUGAUGAAGUUGAUGAGAAUGGCGAUCUUCCGUUAGACUUAGCAUUGUCCAGUAAACAGGAGAGUGUUGCAUCUGAACUCAUCAAACACAAAGUAAAUGUUAACAGAAUGGACAGUAAAGGUUGCUGUUUACUUCAUAAAGCACUGACAAGAGGAGAUGAAUUUUCAGCUACUUUCCUUAUUCAAAACGGUGCUAAGUUGAAUAUAGUGAGUCAGCUGGAGUUAGAAACACCUCUUCAUGUUGUGUCGUCAUACAAUCCUAGUUUAACAGUGAGUGAGGUGUUGGCUGGUAUGCUGAAUGUGGCAACACUUCUUCUGGAGAAGGGGUGUCACAUCAAUUUACAAGAUAAGCUAGGAAACUCGGCACUUCAUCGGAGCAUUACGUCAAAGAACAAAGAUGUGUUUAAUUUAUUACUAUCAAACAGACAACUCAAUUUAGAUUUACGAAAUGUUCAAGGAGAGACACCAUUGUGGUUAGCGUUGGAUACUUCAGAUGAUUAUGGAGAAGAUAGUUUUGCUGGAAAGCUGAUAACAAGGGGUUGCAGCCCUGAUGCAGUCAACCCAAGUACAGGUAGCACGCUACUCCAUCUUGCUGCACAAGCCAAGAACGAGGCAGCUUGCUUGUUUCUUGCCACUCAUGGAGCUUCCUCCAGUAUUGCCAAUAACCAGGGUGAAGUACCAUUACAUAUAGCUUCUAAGCAAGGCCUCUCAAACCUAGCUGCUCUACUACUUAAAAAGGGUGCUAACCCCAAUGCACAGACUCUAGAAGAUGUCUCAUCCAGGGUGGAGGGCCUGAGCCUUGAAGGAGAUCGCUCUGACCUGCUACAUGCUUCUAAGCAAACUCCUCUUCACAUGGCCAUCACAUAUCAACAUGCAGAUGUUGUUAAUGUUUUCCUGGAGCAUAGAGCUGCAGCAAUGGACUCGCAAGAUGGUUUGUUAAUCAUCCCAGAUUUUAAUAUUUAUGACAGUAAUGAACAAACAGUGCUUGGAUUGGCCUUGUGGACAGGCCUUCAUAACUUUGCUGCUCAACUCCUAGGGGGCGGUGCUAGCAUUAAUCACAUAACCUCUGAGGGUACAACAUUGCUCCACUCAGCUAUUUUACAACAAGAUACAAAGAGCGCCCUCUUCCUGUUGGAGCAUCAAGCUAAGCUAAAUAUUAAAACUAAAGCUGGUGAAACACCUCUUCAAUUGGCCAUCAGGAGGCAUCUACCAGUUGUAGUUGAUGCAUUGUGUGUAAGAGGGGCAAAUAUGAACACACCUGAUGAUGAUGGCAACCCUCCCUUGUGGAUGGCAUUGGAGACGGGUCAGGAAGAUGUCGCAUCAACUCUGGUUCGUCAUGGCUGCGAUACAACAAGUUGGGGAAAAGGCCCAGAAGGCUGUCAGCAGACACUCCUACACAGAGCUAUUGAUGAAAACAAUGAAGCAGUUGCCUGUUUCCUAAUUAGGAGUCAGUGUGAUGUGAAUAGUCCACGCAGACCUGGUCCCAAUGGUGAAGGGGCUGACGUGUGUGCAGAUGGCCAGGGACCUCUUCAUCAAGCCUGUCAGUGGGGUCUUGAAGAAGUUGUUCAAUGCUUGGUCGAGUUCCAAGUCGAUGUUAAUGCUAAGGAUGCUGAUGGCCAGACCCCUCUUCAUAUCGCUAUCAGCAACCAGCAUCCAAUCAUCAUUGGCCUGCUAAUGUCGCACCCCUUGCUGGAUCUGACGUUGAGAGACAAGUCUGGACUGACACCCUUUGCAGCAGCAAUGACGCAUAAAAACAACAAAGCAGCGCAGGCUAUAUUGGACAGGGAGCCAAGGGCAGCAGAGCAGGUUGAUAACAAAGGUAGGAAUUUCUUGCACGUUGCUGUGCAGCAGUCUGAUAUUGAGAGCGUGUUGUUCCUAAUCAGCAUACGGGCCAAUGUGAAUUCACGAGUACAGGACCAUUCUGCUUACUCUCCACUACAACUGGCGGUACUUGCUGGAUCUGAAAUCAUUGUACGCAAUUUGUUGCUUGCUGGAGCACAAGUGAAUGAUCUAAACAGUAAUAAGCAGACAUCGUUGCAUAUGGCUUGCGAAGCAGAUCAACCUAGCUUAUGUAGUGUACUCAUUGAUAAUGGCAUCAAUGUAGAUGCUCUGGAUCUUCAAGGAAAUAAUGCACUUCACACAGCCGUGUAUCAUGGGAAUUUAAAUUGCAUCAGGAUACUUCUAACUGAAUCAUCAAUCAACGCAGAAGCUGUAAAUUUGAAGUCACAGACACCAAUGCACAUAUUAGGGCAAUAUGGCAGGGAUAAUGCGGCGGCCAUUUUUGAUCUAUUUAAAGAGUGCAUGCCUGCUUAUCCUGUGGAGAAACAGAAUGCGGAUGGCAAUACAGUGUUGAUGCUGGCAUACCAGAAUGGUAACAGUGGGUUAUGCAGGACAAUUGUUCGAUCAGGAGCUAGUCUGGGGACUCUGAACAAACAAGGACAGUCAAUAUUCAAUGUUCCAGUCGCCACUAAGCAGCUUCUUUUUAGAAUGCUUGACAUGUUAUCAAAGGAGCCAACUUGGUCAGAGAGUGAAGUUUGUCAGGAGUGUCAAGCUAAGUUUGGAAUUAAAACAAGAAAACAUCACUGCCGUCACUGCGGUCGUGUCUUGUGCGCCAAGUGUUCGUCGAAGAUGGUUCCCAUCGUUAAGUAUGAAUUGACCAAACCAGUGAGAGUCUGUGAUGUGUGCUUUGAUGUUAUUUCCCUAGGAGGUGUAUCGUAAGGCCACCUAGGUCUAGAAAUUGGUGGUGCUUUGAAAUGCCUUGAAGGGCCAAGAAAUUGGGUUGUUCUUUGACCAACUAAGCUGAGCUAAUAUUGGUGUUUUUUAAGCCUUUAUUGGUCAUAUAAGUGAUGGUGGAUGGUAUUUUGUGUAUAGUGUACUUCAAAGAAUAACCCAACCAUGGUUCUUGUGAGGGGGAAGUAUUGGCUUCAGAAAGUUACUGACAGGGGUUCCGACAACUUCAACAGGUGUUCUGAAGAAGGGGCUGCCUAUAGAGUCUGGUCAGGGUGAAGUCCCUGUCUGUGAGGUCAAGCGGGAGAAAUGUUGUGAUUUAGGAUGCUGAAAAUUGUAAAUUUAGACCACAAUAGUAGCGACUACAAUCACAAUUACUUUAGUUGGUUUGGCAAAUGCAUAGCAUCUGACGACAGGGGAUUUGUGGUGACGUGGAAGAUUAACCCGGCUAGCUUCUUGUAAAAGGUUGUGUUUCAAAAACUAUGUUGGUCUGGAUUGAAUUGCCAGGCUGUAGGUAUGUUCUGAUUGCUAGGUUUAACAGUACUGCAUGUUGUGUAUGAAAAAGUAUUAAGAUGUAUUUGUUGUAUUCAGUUGUAUUUAAAUAUAUUUUAUUAAACUUCAUGGUCAAUGAUCAUGGUUGUAGACAUUAAGGUGCCAGUUAAGUUGAAAAUUAAGAAGUACUUUAUUUCCACAGAGAAAACCAUAGCCUGGAUAAUGUAUUGGUCAUUAUAAUAAUUUGAUUGUAGGACCUGAACAAAUAAUAAGGAGGUACCUGUAGUUAUAUUUUACAUCCACUAGGAGAGGGAAUACACAGGCACAAAGAUCGACUAAUGAGGAGAACUUAUUUAGAGGAACAAAAAAAACACUAGGAAACAAGGCUAUUGAACAAGCAAAUGGUAACAACGAACAAAAGGAUAGCUAGAAUGGAGGAAUAGUAUUAUUAUAUUAUAAUUACUUCUUUAGUUAUAUUAAAUUGAAAAAUUCAGAUGGUAAAUUGGGUAUUUAUAUUUUUAUUGUUUGUUAUUCUAUAAUGGCCUUAUAGAUUGAUUGAUUGAUACUAAUACUGGCUUUGAUAAUUAUUAUAAUUAUAAUAGUAAAAAGAAUAAAAAAUAUUAUUUAGAAUAUUAUUAGUGAAAAACAUAGUAUAUUUUGUGCAAUUUACAAGAUACUGGUUAAGUUUUUGUCUGUCAGUCUGAACUGGCAGUGUUUGAUCAGACUUUUUCUAAAACUCUGUCCACAUUAUCACAUUUUCUUCGACAAAAAACUGUUGUAUGCCCAUAUAUAGUCAUGAUGUGCCUAUAUAUGGUCAUGAUGUGAUGAUGUCAUGCCCAUUAGGCAUGUCUAAUAUUUUUGUCAAAUAAAAUUUGACAGUCUGUACAGGGCUUUAAGCUGUGUCCACACUGUCAAAUUUGAUGUGACUGACAAGUACCUGUGAUUUGUCCAUAAAUGAUGCAAUAUGACAUCAUCAUGACAAUUGUGACAAUUUACACAAAUUUGUCACAUUAAAUUUGACAAUCUGCACAGGGCUUUAUGCAGUGCUAGAGCAUUGUCUGGCUUGCAAUAGACAUUUAAAAAAGAAACUGUUAGUUUGAUCAGAUAAUUUUGUCAUGUAGUGUAUCAUAAGACCACCAGGCCUAGAAAAUGGUGAUUUCAUUUCUUUAGGCACAAGUGCCAAGGAUAUGCCAAUAAGUGAACAUAAUCAUUAUCCUACGUGGCAUAUCCAUUUAACAACAGGGGACUUAAUGGACCAGUACACCGGGAAACCCCUACUCUUCUCGAAGGAUGUACUGGGUUCUUUAAAGUGCACACGAGCCAAAUGCGAGUGAGCUGUUCGAACCAGCGCCGAUAUUAGAGCUGAAGUUUGCGGUGCCCUGACUUAACCGCUCAGCCAAUCAGCUUUUAUAAGAACAUCCUGGGCAAAGAAAUGACAGUCAUUUUUAAGGCUGUCAAGAAUACCCUAUCUGGGUCUUUCAGUUGUGCUGUUUUAAUCUGCAAAACUACAUGAUACUAGCAAGAAUAACCGUAAUUCUUUUAGUCCUUGGGAUAGUCAAGUGGCAGAGUGGUAAGGCAGGGGCGCCUUAACUAACGUCAGUGCUGAUUCAAGCCGCUCCUCGCUUAACUCAAAUUAUUUUUAUUUUACAUGGCAAAUUGUUGUGUUUUCCAUUAAUUAACGAUCUAUAAGUCAAAUUUUUUCCAAGUCAAACAAUUUUCUCAAUGCCAUUUUGGAUUCGACUUAGGCAAGUUUAGCUGUACACAUCUUGCUUGUGUGCACUUUAAAGAAGCCAUUGCAUCUUUCCGAAGAGUAAUAGUUACUGUGACGCUAUGGUUCAUUUCAGCUCCAUUCAUGGAAUGAACUAAGCACCUCUCUAUGGUUGCUACAGUAGUCACGGGCCACACCUAUAUGCAAUUCAGCACAAUGACGCUGCAGGUUAUGGGUUAUUCCCCUACGCAUUUACCUUUAUUUUAUGCAACAAAAGUUUGUCGACAGGGACGGUCCAACAAGUUAGACAAAGAAACCAUUUUCAUUAAUGUAAUAGAUUUUUUUUUUACUUUCAGAAUAAGACAUUCUUGCAAACAAUGACAUGUCUAUGAAAGAUGCAAUUUAGACUACCAGCAAUGCUUUUAUACAAAGAAUAAUACACUAAUAUCUAACCUCUCUACCCAGUAUGUCCUUCAACCUACUCACAAUGCCUUCCCAGAUAUUCCCAGGUAAACUACUAAUAUACUCCAACUCAGCAUCUUGGCUAGAUUGAUACUGUAUGCUGUAUUAGUGUCUAAGGUAGUAAACCAGAUUCAUUAUGACAUUCAAAUUAACAUUUUAAUCAAAAAAAGAUGUAUUAUAUUCAUUUAUUUAAAAUAUAUAUAUUUUAAACAUUUUAACUCAUUUUGUAUAACCCUGUAUUCUUGAGUAGUUGCAUGCAAAUAUGAAAUAAGCUGAACUAGCUUAGUCCCAGCUGUAAAUGUAAGCUGAAGGAAUGUGAUGCUAAAGUCAUUUUUUGAUUGAUUCAGUGUUCGGGUUUAGCUGGGUUACAUAAUAAAGUUAAAUGUGUUUUAAUUUGUGAAUAUCCAAGGACUGAUUAUAUAGAUUAAAAUUUAUGAUACAAACUCAGCAUAUUAUUUUUUGUGUAAUUAGAACAUAUUUUUCUUUUUCAGGGUCAUAAAUUUGGUUUUCUUUUCAACUAUAGAUCUAAUUCUAGGUUUCAAUGCCAAUUGACCCCCAUCUCCAUAUAUUUUGGUUGGUAUGAUGGUAGCUACAGUGCUAAAACCCAUAGUUAAAAGGCAUUAGAUUUUUUCAAUUUUUGGAUGCUCAAGCUUUGCAACCCAGAACCCCCUACCCAAUAUCUUGGGAAUUUGGUGUUAAAUUGCAGUGUUGAUCGAGUUAUACUGUAUGUGCAUAAUGGUCCUUGUAAUUUCAUUGUUCUUGCCUUUAGACAAUAUAUUUUUGUAGAUGCUUCACAGAAAUAUCUAAUUAACCAAAUUAGGGAUGCUGAUAUUAUGACUACAUUAAUCUGUGUUUAAGUGUGGUCAUUCUAAGCCAAAUAAUGUUUGUGAAUUGUUAUUUGACCAAAUCAGUUUCUUUCAUCAUCUGCUAAUGAUGAUCAUGAUUAUGUGCUCUGUACUAUGUUAUUACUGUACAUCGUGUUUGUAAUGCAAUAUUAAUUUUUAACCAACAUAAAUAUAGCUAUUCAUGUUGAGGCAUGCAUACUUCUCUUUAUAUAUACUUGUUCUUAUUCCGCACUUAUGAAAAACAGCAUCAUAGUCUGCAGUGUAAUUGAUUUUAAAGUAGUUUUCUGUCCCCUGCUUUUUUCAUUUUCCUACCCCUCUCCCCUUGUAAUACAUAAAAUGGUUUUAAAAUACUAAUAAAUACCAAAUCCUUUGUCUUAGUCCUUUAUUCAUGUGUAGCAUGCAAUAUUAUGAAAUACUUUCAGUUUAAUACUAGGUUGCCAUUCAUAUUGCAUGCCCAAUCAACCUUUAUAAUAUAUAGAGUUCAAGAAUGCAUUAAAAAAGAUUUAGGAUUUGUAUCACGAUAACUCAUUGUAGAAAUAUUCUGGGAAAAUAUCCUGUGUUUUUUUCCAAAUGUAUUUAUUGAACAAUAAAUCAUUUUAACAGUA
Messenger RNA from Anneissia japonica, 7710 nucleotides. RefSeq names its product rabankyrin-5-like. NCBI's taxonomy places the organism in Eukaryota, Metazoa, Echinodermata, Crinoidea, Comatulida, Comatulidae. The transcript has 24 exons. The record is from RefSeq and is a predicted model, not a curated record. Bases 134 to 3589 code for a protein of 1151 amino acids. Gene Ontology annotation, molecular function: protein binding; metal ion binding.